CGGUGCAAAGCAGCUGUAUUGAGGCUGGGGGGAGAGGAAGAGGAAGAAGCAGGCCACCAGCAGCCGAGCUCACCGGACCGGUGCGAUGGACCUUCGUGACGACGUUGAUACGGGGGAGACCGAGAGACAUCGCGCUCUCUUCUACUUGCCCAUUCCAGAAGCGUCCCCGGUUAAGAACGAACAAGAAAAGCUGUCGGGGGUGGUGAAAAACGUCCACAGAAAGCUCCGCAGGAAAUACCGAGAAGUGGGCGACUUUGACAAGAUCUGGCGCGAGCACUGCGAAGAUGAGCAAACGCUGAGCGAGUACGCCGUCGCCAUGAAGAACCUCGCCGACAACCAUUGGGCCGUCAACUGCGAAAAGGAGGGACGCAUCGAUUGGUGCCACAGUGUUUGCCAAGAGUAUUUCCGGGAUGGCGGCAUGAAAAGAAUGUUGGAGAAGGAUGAGAAAAGUGCCUCUUUCUCCGCCGGUCUGACUGUAGCGUCUGCGAGUGGGCGGCCGUCUUCUUCGAUCCAACGUCCAGGUGCUCACAUGGGGAAAAUCCGCCUCCUGGAUGUGGGAAGCUGCUUUAACCCUUUCAAGAAAUUUGACGAGUUCCUCACCGUCGGUAUCGACAUCGUGCCUGCGGUCGAGCUGCAGCGGCCCCUCCAGCUGACGGGCGACGCCGUGGAGGCGUUCCUGCGCCACCUGCACAACCCCAUCGACGCCCUGCCGGGGCAGCUCUUCCACGUGGUGGUCUUCUCCCUGCUCCUCUCCUACUUCCCGUCGCCUUACCAGCGCUGGAUCUGCUGCAAGAAAGCCCACGAGCUGCUGGACCUGCACGGCCUGCUGCUCAUCAUCACGCCCGACUCCUCGCACCAGAACCGCCACGCCCUCAUGAUGCGCAGCUGGCGCGUGGCGGUGGAGUCGCUGGGCUUCAAGCGCUACAAGACUUCCACCCCGGCGAGGAGGACGAGGGCGGCGAGGCGCAGGCCCGCUCCGACUUUGAGGACGAGCGGCUGGCUUGGGCCUUCGCCGAGCUGCCCGACACGUGCGACUCGGAUUCCGGGGAGAGCCAGAGCGGCUCGCUGCCCGGCUUCCAGGAGCUGGAGGACCCCAUCCUGCUCCAGACCUAGACCCGGCCCCCUGGCCCGGAUCUUCUCCCUUCUCUCCCCCCGUUCUACUGCUGCGCUGCCAAACGUAAACCUGCUGCAUUCUCCUCGCCCCCUCCCUCUCCUCCAGACAACUUGCACAGUGUGAAAGAGAAGACGUUUACACACUAUUUUUCUCGGAACACUCUCGCUCGACGUAUAUUUUGAUAGUUCGACAGACUUUUUUUUCUAAGAGUUGGAAAGUGAGCGCCCCUCGUAUAUCAACACUCCACCGCUUCUUCUUGACGUCCAGCAGAUCAUCUCCCGCUGUGUCUGCAUGCUGAUGAAGAGCGUGUGUGCGAACAAGACCCCCGGGAGGGGGGG
This is a messenger RNA of Hippocampus zosterae (dwarf seahorse), 1452 nucleotides long. It is a transcript of the gene samtor, whose product is annotated as base methyltransferase of 25S rRNA 2 homolog. Gene Ontology annotation, biological process: negative regulation of TORC1 signaling. NCBI's taxonomy places the organism in Eukaryota, Metazoa, Chordata, Actinopteri, Syngnathiformes, Syngnathidae. Bases 86 to 1237 code for a protein of 383 amino acids. The record is from RefSeq and is a predicted model, not a curated record. The transcript has 6 exons.